CUUCUUUUGGAACAGAUCAGUUCUAGAGAGAAAACAAAAUUUUAAUCAUAAAAAAAAAAUUUGUUUUUUACUUUUAAAUCAAAAAACUUAAAAAUAAAAAUGAAAUUUUUAAUAAUAACAACAUUAAUAAUUUUAAUUGGAUUGUCAUUAACACAAACAAUAUUUGGUCAAUUACCACCAUGUCCAUCAAGAAAUAUUUGGGCACCAAUAUGUGCUUCAGAUGGUAGAACAUAUGAAAAUGAUGAUAAAUUAAAAUGUCAACAAGCUAUAGAUCCAACAGUUAGAUUUAUUAAGGAAGGACCAUUUUUAAUUUUCACCUCAUUAAAUUUUCUGAUGUGCACCCUAAUAUUAACGGAAAUUGUUGUAAUUUCUUCAAAUACAGAAAAUAUUUUUGAAAAUUUCAAUGUAAGAAGAUGUCCUGUUUCAUCAAUAAUGAAUUUAGUUUGUGCUUCUAAUGGUAGAACUUAUUAUAAUGAAGAUUUUUUAAGAUGUGAAAGAGAAAUAAAUCCAUCAUUGAAAAUAAUUAAGGAAGGGGUGUGCUAAACAAAAAAUAUUAAAUUGUGUGUGUUUUUUAAUGUAUAAAUUGAUUGCUAUUAUAAAAAUUAGAAUUUUAUUUGAAUUUAAGUUCAGAUCGGAUCAUUAAAUCCAAUAUUGUUAAGCUCAAUAUUCAGUAAAAUACACAAAAUAUAAUAAAAAACUAAUAAAAUGUCAUUUUCCUUUACUGGCAAUACCGUAAUUGCGCCCAAAAAUAACAAUAAAUGUUAUCAACAACUUAAAAUAUUUGACUUAAAAUAUAUCAGCUCAUAUCUUACGGUAAACAGAGCUCAGGACAAAUUUGCAACACCAUCUUCAGAAAAAAACUUUUUUGACUCAUUUAUUUCGAGAACGAUGAAAUAUUUCACGAAAUACAGGAAAAGCUCGGAAGCAGAAUGCAAUGAGACUGUGCCGAAGACUCGUGCUUAUAUGAGCCCGAGUGAAGAGCUCAACUAAAUUUAAACAACACAAAAUUAAGUUAUUUAUUAUAAUUGUGAUAUUUUAACAAAUAAAAAUCCCAAUAAUAAUGAAGUAAUAAUAUUCAUUUUAUAUUAGUUGUCAAACAUUUAAGUAUUCUUUAUUAAAUAAGAUCUUUUAAUUUUUAACAGGAACCUUCUUUUACUAUUUUAAGUUUAAGAUUAAUUCGUUGUCUGCAUUCAAGUGCCCAUUGAUUUCGAUAUGUAAGACCAUCACUGCCACAAACAAAAUUAACAAUAGCUGGUGUUGCACACAAUAUUCUAGCCCAACUGAUUGGUAAUAUUAAAUAAAAUAAAAAUAUUAUAAUUGAAAUACAAUUAAUUUUCAUUUCUUCUAUAUUAUUUAAUUUAAUUGUA
Molecule: messenger RNA, 1367 nt
Organism: Condylostylus longicornis
Lineage: Eukaryota; Metazoa; Arthropoda; Insecta; Diptera; Dolichopodidae
Product: serine protease inhibitor dipetalogastin-like
Exons: 3
Coding region: 100-543 (147 amino acids)
Molecular function (GO): protein binding; serine-type endopeptidase inhibitor activity
Source: RefSeq, a predicted model, not a curated record